This is a messenger RNA of Ipomoea triloba (trilobed morning glory), 1770 nucleotides long. Its product is annotated as beta-1,6-galactosyltransferase GALT29A. The record is from RefSeq and is a predicted model, not a curated record. Gene Ontology annotation, molecular function: sialyltransferase activity. Lineage: Eukaryota; Viridiplantae; Streptophyta; Magnoliopsida; Solanales; Convolvulaceae. The transcript has a single exon. The coding region runs from base 345 to 1508 and encodes 387 amino acids.
CCAAGGCCCCAUAUUGUUCCUCGUCUGGUCUAGGUCUUAUCUCGCCCCUCUUUCUGUCAACCCCAACUUCAAAGUUUUGAUCUUUUUAACUCAUUGUUUAUCUGCACAUGUAUACAAUAUAGAUCGAUAUGAACGGAGACAUUCAAUAUAUAUAUUUCUCAGCUGAGGAGUGAACACCGAAGUAGAUCGAUCUCUCCCUCUCUUUUUUGUCUGAAUAUGAAACGCACCCGGAAUCUGCUGAUUUCCUCGAGAUCUCUCCGCAUUGUUUGCUCCGAACUUUAGCGUUAAUACGAGCUUCUCCUCCUCUGUGUAUUGGGGCCUGGGUUUUCAUUCGGGCACACACAAUGAAGCGGAAGGUGCGCCCACUUUUCAGCAUACUUCUGUUCAUAGCUCUGGGGGGGACGCUUUUCGUGCGGGUCGUUCUUCGGUAUUGCUCGGUUCAGUCAAGAAUCGGGAACCCAUUUGUGAAAAUGCCUAAAGCUGUAGUCUUUAAUGAUACCCUUCUCAAGUAUGCGAGUCUGGAUGUUGGGGAGCCUCAGUUGAGGAAAGAGGUUGAUGAGCUUUUAGAAGGUAAUUUCAGAACCCAUGGUCGCCAUAGAUCUUUUUUGUCUUCUGGUAGAUAUCAUAUUGACCUUAGAAUUAGGUCAGCUAAAGGGGUGCCUUUGCAGCUCCGGUCCCCGGAGUUUAACCUGCUGUGGCUGAGCUUCCGGAGGUAUUUGCGUGAUUGGUUUCGAAAUAGGAAGCUUCAGACUGAUUCCAUGAUUGGUUUGUUGCAUGGAGUGAAAGUUUUGAUUGAUAAGCACAAUGGGAAAUCGGAAAUGGAGAGGGAGAGGUACAGUUCUUGUGCAGUUGUGGGGAAUAGUGGGAUUUUAUUGAAUAGUGAGUAUGGGAAGGUGAUUGAUGGGCAUGAGGUUGUGAUUCGAUUGAACAAUGCAAGAACUGGAGGGUUUGAGAGGAAUGUGGGCUCAAAAACAAGUAUUUCCUUUGUGAAUAGUAAUAUAUUGCAUCUAUGUGCUAGGAGGGAGGGGUGUUUCUGUCAUCCUUACGGGCUAAACGUGGCGAUGAUUAUGUAUAUUUGUCAACCGGUGCAUUUCUUUGAUUAUCUGGCCUGCAAUGCCUCCUUCAAAUCCCCAUUGGUUGUCACUGAUCCGCGGUUUGAUGUGAUGUGUGCUAGGAUUGUGAAGUACUAUUCGUUGAAACGGUUUGUGGAGGUUUCGGGGAAGAAUGUUGAGGAAUGGGGAGCCUCUCAUGACGGGGUUAACUUUCAUUACUCCUCGGGUAUGCAGGCGGUGAUGCUGUCUUUGGGGUUGUGUGAGAAGGUUAGCAUUUUUGGAUUUGGCAAAUCCGCAUCAGCUAAACAUCAUUACCACACCAAUCAGAAGGCCGAGCUCAAGUUGCACGACUAUGAGGCAGAGUAUGAUUUCUACCGGGAUUUGGUGGAGAGACCGCAGGUAAUACCAUUCAUCCCGGGUAAUUUCAAGGUUCCUCCUGUUGCUAUAUACCAAUGAUAUUUUCCAAGUUUACAACUUUUGCCCUCAUGUGCCAUGCUUAGAUUGUUUUGUCAAGUUCCAAACUUUCUUAUGCUGUAAUAGUAGUCUCCCAUGUGUAAGGUAACGGGAGGAUAUACUGUCUAAAGACUUAAAUAUCAAAGCCCCUGAUUUGUGCAAGGUUCGGGGUGCAACUCAAGUGUAAAAUGGAAUGACAAGUGCUGAAUUGUAUGUUUUUUUAAUCUUUUGCAAGAGUUGUUCCAAGUCCUAAUAGAAUUUAUUA